Messenger RNA from Volvox carteri f. nagariensis, 1434 nucleotides. RefSeq lists its product as uncharacterized. The transcript has 9 exons. Lineage: Eukaryota; Viridiplantae; Chlorophyta; Chlorophyceae; Chlamydomonadales; Volvocaceae. The annotation marks the transcript as partial. The record is from RefSeq and is a predicted model, not a curated record.
GUGAUCAUCCCGCUGUACAGUCCCGCCACCAUACUAACUGUCGGAAUAUUCACAAGCUCAGCGAAAUCGCCACCAUCGACCAGCGCCAGCCGAAACCCGCAGUGCGGUCUACCGGACAUUAAUAGCAGCAGGGUGUCACGGGUACGGCUGAAGCUGUCAUCCGUACGGCCUUUCCGACGUUCCUGGCACAUCGUCGCGAUGUACAUGAACGGGUCCCCUUCGGCGUCUGCCGCCCCUGGCAGCGGGGCACCCCUCGUGGCGGUGUUGGGUCUCAAGCUGCAGUACAGCGGCAUCGGCCCCCUGGCAGCCGCCUACCUGAUGCCGCCCUCCCCGGAGUCGCUGUACGAGAUGGAGCUGGACGCGGACAUGGCGCUCAAGAUGGAGGCAGACGCGAGGAAAAUCUCGGAGAAGUAUGUAUGGGGUGGGUAUGGACCUGGCGGGGGGGAGGGAGGAGAGGAGAGGGGAGGAGAACGGUUGGUACUUUUCCUACGGUUGGUACUCUUGGGUUUUCAUGCUCUUAUGCUCUUGGGCGCCAGUUGGCUGUCCUCCGCCCAGCCGCCCAUACCCCCCGGGGUGGCUAGACUGCUACUGGACGAUGGCCGCCUGGUGUUCAACUUCGCUCGGACCAAGAACAACUGGAGGCGCGUCAAGUCGGGCAUGCGGCUGUUCCUGAACCUGAACGAGUGGUUCAAGCACAUAUGCAGCUGGAAGACGCCGCAAGACAGCUGGGAAGUGGUGUUCUGUAUUGCGCUGCUGUGCUAUCUGCCCAGCACCGCAUGCCAGCGCCCCCGCCAUACACCCUGCCGCAAGUGCCUCUCACACCUUGCCGGCUGGAUGUGUGUUUUGUUACCUGCGGCUGCAUCUCCUCCUGUGGCUUCCCCACUGCGGCGCUCAGCCCGCCCUGACUCCACGGCUCCGCGACACCCGUCCCCCUCCUCGCUCUUCACUUCCCAGCUGUUCUUGUUCAUGGCAGCGCUCCAGGGGGCCAAGGGCUUCAUCCGCUUCCGGCGCCGGGUGGCGGCCUUCGUGGAUGGCGGCGCCGAGGCUGCGGCGGCACUGCUCAUCUCACCGCGCUCAACGGCAGCAGCAGCCACCAGAGCUGGCACGGACGUCGGGGGCGGUGUUGCCGCCGCCGCCGCCGCCGCGGCGGCUGCAGCUGCAGCCGCGGCUGCUGGCGGCAGUGGCAGCGGCACGCGCGAGACUGUUGGUACGGUUGUGGACGUGACCAUCGGCGGCGGUGUGAUAGCGCCUGGCUCUGAUGACGAGGCUGGGGAGGACAGCAAGGUGCCGAUUUCCGAGAGGUACCUGGCCAAUGCCAGGGGUAGCGCCUCAGUCAUAAUGGUGCGCAUGCUGCACCCCUCAAAGGCUAGGCCACCAUCGUAUUUAGCCCGUAUGCUCAGGCCACCAUCGUAUUUAGCCCGUAUGCUCUUGUAA